Molecule: messenger RNA, 1539 nt
Organism: Rasamsonia emersonii CBS 393.64
Lineage: Eukaryota; Fungi; Ascomycota; Eurotiomycetes; Eurotiales; Trichocomaceae
Exons: 5
Coding region: 1-1539 (512 amino acids)
Biological process (GO): carbohydrate transport; transmembrane transport
Cellular component (GO): membrane
Molecular function (GO): carbohydrate:proton symporter activity
Source: RefSeq, a predicted model, not a curated record
AUGCCGUACUUGGGCCUCAGGGGCAAGAAGCUCCUGGCAGCAGUGACUGCUUCUGCUGGCAUGGGCUUCAUUCUUUUUGGCUAUGAUAACGGAGUCAUGGGUUCCGUUCUGGGCGCUCCCUCCUUCGAGGAACAAUUCCACCUCAGCUCCACCAUGGAAGGCACCAUGACAGCCAUGUUUGAGCUUGGAUGCAUCAUCGGCGCAUGGAGCGUGAGCUUGUUUGGCGAACCUUGGGGAAGACGCACCAUUAUCCAUAUGGGAACUCUCUGUGUGUGCAUUGGCGCAGCCAUCCAGACCAGUAGCUACUCUACCGCUCAAUUGAUCGUUGGCCGGAUCGUGGCAGGCAUAGGGAUGGGUUUUAUCACUAGCAGCGUACCCGUGUGGCAAGCGGAGACGUCUCCCGCGUCUAUUCGGGGUACGAUGGUCUGCUCUUCUCUGUCAUUUGUGCUGCUAGGCCAGUUGAUUGCAUACUGGGCGGAAUAUGGCACCAGCCGGUAUAGUAGUAGCUUCUCGUGGAGAUUUCCUUUUGCCUUGCAGGCGAUUAUCGCUAUUAUAGUCAGCCUCAUGCUCUUCUUCAUGCCUGAGUCCCCUCGUUGGCUGUUCAGCCAUGACCGGGAUGAAGAGGCGGUCCAGGUUCUUAGGUGCCUCAGCUCUUCUGCGGAUGAAACUAAGGUAGAAACGGAGGCCGAAGAAAUCAGGGCAGCAAUCAUAUAUGAGAACUCUGUUCAGCGAGGCUGGCUAGACUUGUUCAAAGAAGACAACGUGCGCUCGCGCUGGCGGGUCGCUCUUGCAAUCGGCCUCCAGUCGAUGCAGCCAUUCAGCGGGAGUGCUGUCAUCACGUACUACCAGACAGUCAUCUUUCAGAAUUCCAUUGGCAUGGACCGCAACCAAGCGCAGUUAAUGUCAGGCUAUCUCUCCAUCUGGUUCCUCGCCGCUUCUUUUCUCACCUGGUUCCUGAUCGAGCGCGCGGGACGUCGGCCCCUUUUUCUGAUCUUCUGCAUUGCGAUGGCAAUUGCCAUGGCCGUCAUAGCCGCGAUGGUAGAGGUGAAUACUUACGCAUCCGGGAUCGUUGCCGCCACGGCGAUAUUCCUGUACGAAGCAUUCUUCACCUGGGGAUGGAUGGGCAAUCUCUGGUGCUACACUGCCGAAAUCCUGCCGCUCGACUGCCGAAGCAAGGGGAUGGGAUUUGCGGUCGGUUGCCAGUGGGUGUGGAACUUUGUCAUGAUUUUCGUCACGCCGAUUGGGUUGGCAAACAUCGGCUGGCGAAUGUAUAUCAUCUUCGCAAUCUUCAACUUAUCUUUCUUCCCUAUCAUAUACUUCUUCCUCCCGGAGACCGCUGGUCUAAGUCUCGAGGUUUUGGACGCAGUAUUCGUCGAUAAGGCGUCCAACCCAGUGAAGAAGGCAGGAGAGUUCCGAAAGAAGAUCAAGAGGGGCGAGGCGAUUGUUCUUCGGGACGAGCUUGAAGAUGCACUGGGGAGUGGUGAGAAGGCCCAGGCUCAGGCCAGAUAUGUGGAAAGAAUGGGAAAAACAACGCCAUGA